This is a messenger RNA of Triticum dicoccoides, 581 nucleotides long. RefSeq names its product non-specific lipid-transfer protein 4.1-like. The record is from RefSeq and is a predicted model, not a curated record. Gene Ontology annotation, biological process: lipid transport. NCBI's taxonomy places the organism in Eukaryota, Viridiplantae, Streptophyta, Magnoliopsida, Poales, Poaceae. Gene Ontology annotation, molecular function: lipid binding.
ACUACUAUUGCUAGUUAGAUCAAGAUGGUCCGUGCUGCAGUUGCUCAGCUUAUGCUGGUCGCCCUAGUGGCCGCUAUGCUCCUCGUAGCCACCGACGCGGCCAUCUCCUGUGGACAGAUGAGCUCUGCCUUGAGCCCCUGCAUCUCCUCUGCCCGCGGCAAUGGCGCCAACCCGCCUGCGGCCUGCUGAAGCGGCAUCAGGAGUCUGGCCGGCGCAGCGAGGAGCACCGCUGACAAGCAAGCGGCGUGCAAGUGCAUCAAGAGCGCUGCGGGUAGGCUCAACGUUGGCAAGGCCGCUGGCAUUCCCUCCAAGUGUGACGUCAGCAUCCCCUACGCCAUCAGCUCUUCUGUCGACUGCUCUAACAUUCGCUGAUCAACCACGGGCCACCAUGUUUGCCGCUAAUAGCUCCAUCCAUCGACGGUGAGUACGUUGAGGUCACAAACACACACACACGAAUUAAAUUUCGUAUUAUCUCCAUGUGUGUGUGUGAGAGAGAGUGUGUACGUACGUCGAGCAAGCUCAGCAUGGCCCACCACUGUUGUAUCGAUGUUUGGUUGUUCCUACACUACAUCCGAGGAGAU